Selaginella moellendorffii is the source of this 2733-nucleotide messenger RNA. Its product is annotated as subtilisin-like protease SBT3.13. Gene Ontology annotation, molecular function: serine-type endopeptidase activity. NCBI's taxonomy places the organism in Eukaryota, Viridiplantae, Streptophyta, Lycopodiopsida, Selaginellales, Selaginellaceae. Gene Ontology annotation, biological process: proteolysis. The record is from RefSeq and is a predicted model, not a curated record. The transcript is spliced from 8 exons. The coding region runs from base 368 to 2713 and encodes 781 amino acids.
CUUUGACAUGUUUUUUGUGUCGAUCUGUGAGAAAAGCAUGCGGGCGGGCUUCCUCUCCGGGGCUGUGCAGCGAGGAAUGCAACGUUGUUCCUUACAGCAGCAGCGGCGGCAAAGCUAUACAGCAAAACAGUGCUGCCGUGUCGCUUCGUGUAAAACGCAAAGCGCGCAAGAUUAUAAGCUAAAGCCACACAUAAAGGGAAUCAAUUCCAGCGAUAUCUGUGUGCUCGUGUAAACAUCUUUCUAAACUAAAUGACACAGUUUCGGGCUCUUUCUACAUUGAAAGGGUGUGGCUGUCAAUCUCGCCUCACUUUCAUGACUCCCUUACUACUUAAACGAGUAGUGGACAUUCUAGAGCUCACUCGGAAGGAUGUUUCGUCUCUUCUUUGUGCUCCUGGUGCUCCUGGCAGAUGCGAGAAUGGAGGACCAGCUCAAGCCGUUCUUAGUCUCGCUCCCGGGGCAGGACCACUUCGAAUCAUUCCAGGAGCUUGCAUCCCUCGACCAACUUGCGCAUCUCAAGUUGCUCAAUGGACUUCCUGGGCAAAGGCAGGCUGUGCACAUCAAGAGCUUUAGCCAAGGUUCCUUCUACGCUUUGAUGACAGAUAAGCAGGCCAACUUUCUCCGAAGAAGAGCGAAUGUUUCAGUGCAUUCAGCGCCUGACUCGUACAUUGAAACAACGCGGACGUGGAAGUUCAUCGGUGGAAUCGAUGGCGUUUCUGGUCAAUGGGGUGAUGACUCGAUGGCGAAGAAAAACCUGUCUGACUCCAGCUCCCGCAUAUGGAGGUCAGCAGACUAUGAUCCAAAUUAUCUCUUCAACCCCGGAGACACGUCUCUCUGGGCCCAAACUGGGUAUGGCAGUGACUCAAUCAUUGGAGUUAUAGAUACAGGCUUCUCGCCGGGGUUAGAAGCCUUUCGAGACAAAGACAUGUCUCGAGCCCCCAAGAGGUGGAAAGGCAUUUGUGAGGCGGGACAACAAUUCCAAAGCUACACAUGCAAUCGGUUUGUAUAUAUCGUGUUUUCUCUUUCUUCUAGUCUUCUCCUAGAGCCAUUUGUUUGUCUUUCUUUCUGCAGGAAAGUUAUUGGAGCUAGGUUCUUCCUUGGAAACGCAAGGCGAGUACAAGCAUACUUGGACGUCAACUACUCUUUGGCAGCAAGCGACAUUCGCUCUCCUAUCGACACAAAGGGCCAUGGAACGCACUGUGCAUCAACAGUAGGAGGAAGGCAAGUCCACAACACAGGUUUAGCCUCUGGUAUGGCUGUGGGAGGAGCUCCACUUUGCAGGCUCGCAAUCUACAAAGCAUGCUGGAACCGAUGCAACUAUGCUGACGUAUUCGACGCUUUUGUAAGUGCCAUACGUGAUGGUGUGGAUGUUAUAUCCCUGUCUUUGGGCGCUGGGCUAGGACACGAUGCUGGUAGUAGGGGUGGUUUCUUAGCGCAGAAAAAAGGAAUACCAGUUGUGGCGGCUGCUGGAAACGAAGGACCGUAUGGAGAGCUAUCAAACCAGGCGCCAUGGCUGCUGACAGUUGGAGCUUGCACACUGGAUAGGGACUUUAUAGCUGAAAUGGAGCUUUGGGACGACGAUCAACAUUUUUCCAAAACAAUUCAAGUUACAUCACUCAGUGAGGGAGCUAUAUGGCCUGAAGACUCCUUCCUAAGGUUCGAUACGUUUAACUUAACGUACAGCUCAACGACUCAUACCUGGGGACGGUUUUGCAAAGAAAGUCGUGAGAAUAUGCAAGGAAAGAUUGUCAUUUGCCACGAAAGCAACAGUGCUAAUGCAGCACUUUAUUGGGGAGGAGCUGCAGCAGUUAUUUUGGUACACACCCCCUUCAUAGUACGGCAGGACUAUCGAGGGCUCAAACCCAUAUUCUAUGUCAGUUUUAGCGAGGCUGAUAUUCUUAAUGAUUUCCUCAAAACAGCAAGAUCACCUGGUGCCAUAAUUUCAAAGAUAAAAACUCUUACUGGACUGACUCCAGCUCCCCGAGUGGCAGCAUUUUCAUCAAGAGGUUCACCCAAUUUCUCAAUCAUCAAGCCUGAUAUCAUUGCCCCGGGUGUGGAUAUUUUAGCUUCUUGGCUUCCAAAGGAUGAUGCUAAAAGAUCGUUCAAGUUUCUAAGUGGUACAUCGAUGGCGACGCCUCAAGUUGCUGCUAUAGUAGCCAUGCUAAAAACUUUACAUCCAACUUGGUCCCCAGCAAUGAUCAAAUCUGCAAUUAUGACCACAGCCUCUCCAUUAGACAAUACAGGAGAACCUAUCAAGGAUUUCGAUGAAAAAGUGGCAACACCUUAUGCCAUGGGGGCUGGUUUUAUUAAUCCAAGUGAAGCAAUGGAACCAGGUUUAGUGCUGGAUUUCACUGAUUUUAUCGAAAACGACCUGGAUUGCAAAGAUUGCAACUAUCCAUCCAUAGUUGUGACGCUAUUAAAAAGCCAGAAAGUUGUGGUUAAACGGACAUUCACAGUGGUUAGUUUUCCACCUCUACCCAAGGAUUACCUAUUCUAUCACUUUCUAAAGCAUGACAUUCCUUCUGAAUUGAACGUGGAAGCACCACAUAUGGUUUUUGAUCUGGAAGAAGGCGUGAAAGUGAUAACUAUAUCUAUAACUUUCUCUCUGAAUGACACUACUAUCACUGGAACACUAUUUGGGUCACUUCUGUGGAGGUGCUAUGCUUACAAACAUCCUGGAUAUAAAGUUCGCCUUCCAUUUGUUGUCAAAGCAUAAUAAAUAAGAAUCACUGUUCA